Ogataea philodendri is the source of this 399-nucleotide messenger RNA. RefSeq lists its product as uncharacterized. The transcript has a single exon. The coding region runs from base 1 to 399 and encodes 132 amino acids. Gene Ontology annotation, cellular component: cytosol; mitochondrion. Gene Ontology annotation, molecular function: deaminase activity. Lineage: Eukaryota; Fungi; Ascomycota; Pichiomycetes; Pichiales; Pichiaceae. The record is from RefSeq and is a predicted model, not a curated record.
AUGCAAAAAGUCAGUUGGGAUGACCUUCACACUACCGGUAACACCCUGAUCUCGCCAGCUUAUAAGAGCAAUGGUCAUGUUUUCACUUCAGGAUCCACCGGCAAAGACUCUAAUGGGCAAUUUCCGUCGGAUCCAAAGGCACAAACACAUCUAGCUAUAAAGCACCUGGAAAAAGUUCUCCAAGCAUCUGGAUCCUCACUUGAAAAAGUGUUGAAGGUUCUUCUUUUCAUUGCAGACCCAAAAGACGCAGCUGCUAUUAAUAGUGUCUACAAGCUUUACUUUCCAAAUAAACCAGCUAGAUCUUGCGUCGUUGUGAAAUUUCCAAAUUCCGACAUUAAAGUCGAGAUGGAGUGUGUUGCAGAGUACGAGUCAUAUCAGGGCAGAAUGAUUAAGCUGUGA